UGUCAGUUAAAUGAUAAUAUGAAUAAUAUGAAUAAUAUGAAUUGACAGAAUGUGCUUGACGAAUGUAAUAAUUGAUCAAUUGAGAUAUUUGAUAUACUUUUCGAGAUGAACGAUUAAUUUUUAACGAUACAAAUCUCUCUUAGAGAAAUGAUAUAAUGAAAGUAUUUUUAUAGAAAUAGCACAGAUCAAAAAAUGAAAAAUGAGUAUAACAAUAUUAUAUGAUAAUAUUAUAUGAUUAUAAUAAAUAACCGAAUUAUUCUUUAUUUCUGAUAUAAGUAUAAUAUUGAGAUUGAAAUAUCUUCUAAAUAUAUUCAUUAUUUUUUCAAAAGAUUAUAAGAUAUCAACUUUCAGUCGUGACAAUAAUUAACAAUAUUAUCACAAGUUAUGUGAUUGCAUUUGAAUUAACGAUCACUAAUUAAAUACAAAAAACAUUCUAUGUUUUUUUUUAUUCAUAUCUUAUAUAAAAUCAGGAUUAUCAAGGGAAUUGAUACGGUCCUGGUGGCUCGUGUGCGUGACGUGGAAAGCACACGUUCAUACUGCUCGCGUGUCAGCUACCGUAACCCUCGAGUACAUAUCGGGGAUUUCACGGUGCACGGGGUCGCAGCUGAAAGGAAGGAACUGAAAAAAGGUGUGAAUGCCGGAUGGCAUUCAUUCAAAUGCCGUCCAAUCACAGCAUCGUACUCCAGAUGUUAAAAAUCGUAUUAAAAUUUAUGAAUAUAUUAAAAAGAAUCUAACUUGAAUUGACAAAGUCAUUGUCUUUCUGUGCAAAUAUAUUUAACAUUAAGUAGUUUCUCCAUUCGAUUCAAACCAGUAUAAUCGAACCGGAAAUAGAACGUUUAGAUUUGAUGAUAAAAAUCACAACGAAGAGAAAACGAUUUAACAUUGGAGCAUCAGAGUCCUGUGAAUCACUUGAAUGAUUUUCUUCGAUAAUCAGCUUUCUAUUCUCUUCUUCUCGUGCGAAUAUCCAAGGAAGAGAGAAAGAUGAAGAAAUGAAAAAGUUGAAGAAAUUAAUUUGAUUCGUGAAUUUCACAUUUCUUUUCAUCAUAGAUUCAAUAUGUGACUUAUAAUAAAAUAAUAUAACAAUUGAUUGCGAUCUUUUGUUUUGAAAAAAGAGAAAAAAAAUUAGCAAUACAAGAAAUAAUCAUCAUAUUCCAGAAGUGAUAUGAUUAGUUGUUUUUGCUAUAUUGAGUUAGUUCAUAACAUUUUGUAAAAUGUGAUGAUUCUAUAACAUAAUUCUAUAACAUAAUUUUUGAAAAAUCAUAAUAUUGAAUUUUAAAUAAAGAGAAAUUUUUAUAACAUUCUUAAUAAAACAUUAAUAACAUUCUUAAUUUUAGAUCAGAUCAAAGUGGCACAAAUGUGACGAUAUUCUCGAAAAGUUAUUAUGGAAGAAUAUUACAUUUUUAAAAAAAAAAUUUAGAAGACAUUCUAUUGAUUGGAACAUCUUUCAUAAUCUCAGAAUAAUCAAAAAACAUCUGGAGAUAAAAAUCAAUUAGAAGAUUAUGAUUAUUCUAAAACCGAUUAGCAUUAUUUUGUAUGAGAAAUUAUUAUUAUUAGAGAAAAACAAGAAAUUUAAUAAAAUUCAAAAAUACGUGAAGAAUCGACGUAACAGUAUAAAUAUAUUUUUUUGUUACUAUCGUAUCUUAUUCAAAAAGAAUAGAAAAAAGAAAAAAUUUUCAAUAUCUGCAUGCGAUAGUCUAACGACUAGAAAAAGUCAGAACUCAUUGCACAGUGAUAUAGAAUCAAUUUACUAGAUGAAUUUAUAUUUUCAUAAAGGAAUUACUAUUUUUUCUUUUACAGUCCAAAUUUCUUUGUUCAUUUCUUUCUUAAACUCCAUGAAUACUAUAUUAAAUUUAUCAAAUCAAUAUUUGUUAUUUGGAUUCUUUUGCUUCAUAAUUUAUUUUUGAUUUUUGCUUUAUAAUUAAUAAUAUUGAAUUCAUAAAUUACUUUGUAUAUCUAAUAUUUAAUAUUUCAGUUAAUGUUAAACAAAAAUUACAUGCAAUGGAAAAAAUUGUAUAGAUUGAAAUUUAGUAUAGAAAAAUAUGAAUACAAGAAUCAAUUCAAAUAUUUAUUUUGUUAUUAUUAUAUAUAAUUACUUUAAUAAUAUAAAUUAUAUUAAUAUUUUUAAUAAAAAAUUUUAUUCAAAUAACUGAUAUUAUUUGAAUUAUGAAAAAAAAUUAUGGUUUUCAUGUUUAAAUCAUAACUUAUACAUAAUAUAAGACAAUAGAUAUAUAUGUAUCAAGAAUAUUUAGUUGGAUUAAUUGAUACUUGAUAUUAAAUACAUUUUCGUUAUUUCUAUAAGCCAGUUGAAAAAAUUGUUCGAUAUGAGAAAUUUAACUUUAUAUAUUAUCUCAAUAGCUUCAUAUAAUUACUACAAAAAUCGUACAUCAUCAUAUUCAUCGCGGAAAGAAUAUAUUUAAAACUUUAUUUAAAUAGAACUGAACUGAUUUAAAAACAAAGAAUUCGCAGAAAGCAUUUAAAUAACCUGUUGCAUCAAGUUAGGAAAAAAAAUCAAAAAAUCGUUCGGUCAACUGACAUCCACAAGAAUCAAUAAAUCCAUUAAAUUCAAUGAAAUAAUCAUAUUCAAACGUUAAUUGUUAUUACAACGCUUUUUCUCUAUUAUUCAAUAAAAAAAUUUUAUUUUCUUUUACAGGUUCAUUGACUUUUAUUUUCCCAGAAAAGAAAACAAAAUUCUAAGAAAAAGAAAAAAAAUUAAAAAAAGAUAAAAAAAUAAAAAGAAAAUCUUAUUAAAAUAUUUCAUUUUUCCAUUCGCAACUUCGUUUUGAUCGAUUAUUUUUCAACAAAAAAUUCUCAAGAAAAUCAAGAAUUUCUCAAAAGAGAGAAAAAAAAAUAAAGAGACAAAAAAUAACUCGAAAAUCGACCUCGGUCCGGCAGAAAAAUUGAUUCAGCAUAGUCUGGAGAGCCGUGGCGAGUAUGCGAGAAGAACUGGGGACGCGUGUGCGCAGUUCUCUCAACCAACAUGUCCGCCCGGGUGCUCUGGAUAGUCAUGGUUAUGCAGCGCGAUCCGUUACACAUCUUCGUCAGCCGAAUCCUUGGUUUUUGUAUUACAUAUAUCCGCGAGGCGUGUAUAUUAUAAAAGGGAUUGGCUUAGGGUUCGGUCUCUGAGUCGUUGCCUCCUGGUGGAGGAUCACCUGCAGGUACAGCCGGUUGUGAUCCCGGCAGUGCACGAGGUGCGAGCAGCCGCGGGGAUACUGGAGCCGUGGCACGACGGAUAGCCAGAGCACUCGAGAGAGUGGAGAAUCGCGGGAGAACCAGGGAGAGACAGAGACAGGUAGAGCCUUACUGGCGGUGAAAUACGAAGCGGGAAAGAGAGGGAGAAGCUUGAGGCAGGCGCGCGUAUUGAUUCCCGCGUGACGUUUAUAUGGUGAGGUGAGAAAGCUGCAACCUGAAGAGUCGUGCCAUUUCCUUCGUCGCUAAAAAACUGAACGGGGAAGACACGGACUCAAGCAACAACUUGGGAUUUCUCGUUUUUGAGCCGUUUGUCCUUGGUCCACUGGAAGGAGAUCGGUGAUCAGUGGACCAGAAUGAGAGAAGUCAUUCAAGUCUGCUCGAGCAGGGACCCGUUGGCCCUUCGCGCGAGAAAUGAUUUUUAGAAGGAAGAGGGCAUGACGCACCGAACUCAUGCAGUGGCGAAAACACGUGCGCAUCAAGUACGGUGGUCGAGUCGGUGUCGGUCAAGGACAGCGGGAACGGGAGCAGGUGCAGCUGCAGGUGCGCGUGGUGCAGCUGCAGCGGGAAGGGGGCGCACGACUCAGCUACGUCUGUCACCAGCCUCAACUCUCGUCGACGGCUCGCCGCAGCUGCAGCACAGCAGCCAUGCUCUGCUGCGGCCGCAGGAAAGAGGGCCGGGGGGAAGUGACAGACAUAAGCGCAAGUCCUGGAAGGCAAGCACCUUCCAACCAGUUGCGCCCCAAGGAACCACCCCCCAUGGUCAUUCAGGGAGAUUUCAGAAAGGUGAGUGGAAUCAGCACAGAGAUAUUCAAGCAGAUCGAAACCGUCGAGAACGAUCAUGACGCCUCGACAGCAGCCGCCCUCGAAGCUGUCGAACGAAGGGGUGAGAUGGUUGUCCGGGUCAUCGAGCCACGACAGAUGGGCAGGCAGGCGUCCGAAGCGGCGAAGAAGUUCAUUGCUAUGCAGGAUCCAAAACAACCUAUCCAUUUUGUUGAAAUAAUCAAAAGACCAGGACAAACAUUGGGAUUAUACAUACGAGAAGGUAAUGGUGUCGACAGAAAUGACGGUGUUUUUAUCUCGAGAAUAGCCCUGGAGACCGCAGUCUACAAUAGCGGCUGCCUGAAGGUUGGAGAUGAGAUUCUAGCAGUGAAUCUGGUCGAUGUGACGCACAUGAGUCUAGAUGACGUUGUAAUCAUUAUGUCAAUACCCAGAAGACUCGUCCUGGCGACAAGACACGGUCAACACCAACCAAUUUCGCAUAGUCGUCAGACUGAACAUAAAGCACCUCCAGUUGUAGUGAUCAAGAGAGAGCUAAAUGAAGAUGAAAGUGAUCAUGCAACAAGCAAUCAUGUCAGGGAUGGCAGUCGUAGACGUGGCGAUGGUCGUGAGAUGCUACCUUCCCGAUCAAGAUUAGGUUUGACAGGUCUAGGUUCCAGUCAAGAUCUCGGAUCCAGCAAUGGCGAUUUGUAUUACAAUUCUAGACCGGAAGGGCAUUGGUCUUAUCAACCACCACCGCCUCCUGUAAUUACUCAUCAGCCUAAACCCUCUACAACACAACACUUCCAGCCUUAUGAGCGUGGAUAUCCAAAAACAUUGGAGAGUUUGGCUGAAAAAGUACAUUCCUUCUACACGGGGCCAGUUAUCCCCUCUAAUGGUGGUCGCCGGAUGUCCACGGGUGCAGGAAUGCAAUCAGUUGGUAGCAGAUUAUCUAGUCAAACUCAAUCAACGCAUUAUGGUUAUGGUCAGCAUACUGGAACUGGAAGAAUAAUGCCUAGAAGCGGUUCGGAUCAACAUUUACCUCGGGUUGAUUACACGAGCAUCACAACUCCAGCUAGACAUACUCUUCUUAGGUCCAGUUUGAAGUCAGGAACUUCUGCGUUGAGAUACAAUACCAGAUAUGGUACUCAGGGAGAUAGCGCAUCAACUACACAAAGACAAGGACAAUUUGGUACUCUAACUAGGAGGCAUCGACCAUCAUUGGAUUACGCUUCCGAUACCGAAGCAACCUGUUCAAGUUCGCCUAAAUCAGCUUAUUAUUACUACAGGCACAAUAUGAAUAAUCCGCCACAAAGUAGUGCUGUCUCGCAUCUUGCCACCCUCUCAAGAUCACAGAUUGGUCAGAGUUCCUCAGGCUUGAGAUCGAAUUCGUUGCCUCGUAGUGGCAGAACAUUGCCUCAGCAACCAGGUCUCAGGUCUGGACUUAGCACAGUAGCAUCUGGACUAAUAGAUCAGGAAGAUAGCGAUGGUGCACUGUCAGCGCCUGAACUACCUUCCAUCAGACGUGAUAGAGGAAGAAUACCAUCAUCACCUAGUGUGUUCACAUCAGAUGAGUACCGGGCAUGGUUGAGUCGAACGCCGAGUACCAGUGCAUUAUACGAGCAGAUCAGAGCCACUACAACCAGACCACCACGUUAUACCUAUAGUGCAGAAAAUAUUCAUGCAGCUGCAAAUCAAGGUGAAUAUGGAAGCUAUGGAGCAUAUAGACCACUUUCCAGCACAUUAGAUCGUUUGUCAACAAGAUCAGCCUCUGCACAACAAGUGAAUCUUGCCAAUUUAAGAGCAUCGACGGCAAUAAGUUCAACAUGUCCUCGUGGGACAGCGAAUCAAAGACCGGCCUCGGUUGCAUCCAGUGCUCGUACUUCUUUAACGAGUCAGAAACCAUCAUUGAGUAGCUCCACCACCCAGAGGGCAACGUCAGUCAGGAGAAUUAGAAACCUGCUAGAUCUAGAGUCCACACGAAGCAUACCUACCCCCACACCUACCAGAACUCAGGAUCAAAGACUGCUAGAUAUUAAUCCUGCAGAGUUCCUUAAAUAUAAGAUAGAAAAACCUCCAACUGUUGGAACUCCGAGCUCUACCAGCUCUCUUUUGAGCUCACUCGGAGAAACUAGCAGCGGCGAUUUGGCGGGAGGCGUUAGUGGGCUUCUCUGGGUUCAUCUUCUGGCUGGACGUGGUCUUCGUUCGACAACAUCUUCCUCAGCAGCCACUACACCUUCUACACCAUCAGGUCAGCCUAAUUUAGCUAGUUGCGGUUUGAGAGACCUUUACUGCGUACUGGAAUGCGAUAGAGUACAUAAGGCGAGGACAGUGAUGCGAACCGGUGAUUUAAUGUUCGACUGGGACGAAACCUUCGAGCUGGAUCUCGUUGGCAACCGUCAAUUAGAUUUGCUGGUCUAUUCAUGGGACCCACAAUAUAGGCACAAGCUAUGUUAUAAAGGAUCUGUACAUCUGGCGACUCUUUUGAAGGAGUCACCAGUUCAUCAAUUAGCUGUCAAAGUUGAACCACGUGGUACAAUUUAUCUAAGACUGCGAUACACUGAUGCUCAGCAAACAUUCCGAAGAAGAGGACUUCCGGUUAUAUCUCUUGCCACCAGGGUAGCACCCCUCUUCGGAGUUGACCUUGACACGGUGGUAAGUCGAGAAAGCAAAACUGGUGGAGUUCCUGGAGGUGUUUCUACCGCUUUAGCAAUGGGCGUUCCAAAUGUACCCAUAAUUGUAUGGCGUUGUGUAGAAGAAGUUGAAAGAAGAGGUCUUGAUAUUAUUGGUUUAUAUAGGCUUUGUGGAUCAGCUACGAAGAAGAGGAUACUUAGGGAAGCUUUUGAAAGAAAUGCUCGUUCGGUGAAUUUGUCGCCUGAUAAUGUGCCAGAUAUCAAUGUGAUUACUGGUGUAUUAAAAGAUUACUUGCGAGAACUUCCAGAACCACUCUUCACGAAGUGCCUCUACCAAAUGAUGGUCGAUGCACUGGCCGUCUGUUUACCAGAUGAUCCACAGGGCAAUGCAAAACUCAUGUUUAGUAUACUUGAUUGUUUACCAAAAGUGAACAGGUGUACAUUAAUAUAUUUGCUCGACCAUUUGGCAAUGGUAGUAUCCCAAUGCAAUAAAAUGUCUCCAGCAAGUUUGGCAGUUUGUUUUGGACCAGUGUUAAUGCUACAUUCAGAAGAAAAUGGGCCACCUCUGGAUUUCCAACAACCAAUAGCAGUUCUCAAAUAUCUUCUUGAGAUUUGGCCUGUUAAGUCAGACAGUUCGGAAGAUUUCUUCAGUCGCUUCAGCGCUUCCUCGAGUUACGCCAGUAGUCGAGCACAACAACAGUCAGCAGCAACUGCAGCAGCAGCAGCAGCAACAGCAAGUACAGCAACAGGUACAGCAACAGGUACAGCAGCAGUUGCAGGGAACAUUGGGGCGCACAGGGCUGCCUUGGCAGCCUCAACACUCACUUCAUCAACAGCCCCCAACUACGGCACCACCCGCAGCUCUCGCGUCCUCCACUCGACCACCACCACCGGUCAAGCCUCGACAGAGCAAACGCAAAUUGCCGGCUCUACCAAAUCGCUGACAGCACAGAGACGCCGCUUCUUGCACAGGUGAUAGUCUCGUCUCCCGGUUCACCUAGCAGCGAGGAGUCAGAAGUCUCGCCGGAACCGAUUAAUAAAAGCCUCCUCGGCGGUCUGGGACUCGAAAAGAGCAACGAAGGGACCACAGUGAACUCCAGUGGUCCAGGAACAGAACAAAUUACACCGACCAGUAGUAUCGACACUGAGGAGGGGAAUAUACCACAUCUAGAAGAAGGCGAAAAGGGAGUUGAGGGUGAUAUAGAAGCUAGUGACGACGAUCGACAUCAGCACGUACCCAAGACGCAUUAAAAUUUCAUUAAACAUAUGGAUUAAUUAUAAGUCGAGGGUAUGCGCCCAUAACUUGAACAUCUCUAUUUCAAUUUGACAAUUUGAAAAAUUUUGCUUUUUUUUUUGUUAAAUAAAGAUUAAGAAGAAACAGUGUUGGGCAUCGAGCGAUGAAUAUUUAAAAAAAUUAGGAUUUGAAUUUAAUUGAAAGAUGACAUUAAUCGAUUCAAUUAGUUGAAAAGAUUAAUUGUAAUCUAGUUAAUUGUUAAAAUAGACUGUAAACAGCAAAGUCUGAUUACAGUUUUUGUAAAUUUAUUUAUUGACAUAAGAGGAAAGUUUGAUUAUAUGUGAAUAUAUUGCAUGAUACUGGUGCUGCAAAGGCUGAUGGUAAUAAAGAAAUAAUGGAUUUUGAAGUCUGUUAAAACAAAUGUCUGUAGAUUGGUUAAAAGUUUUUGUUAUUCGCAAAUAUGUUUAUUAUAAUCGUUUAAAGAAAAGUGAGGUUAAGUUCUUAAGACAUUGCUUAUUAUUCAAAAUUAAAUAGAAUGGUAAGCAGAUGUACUAAAGAAGUUUUUCUUUUAUCUUAGCAUACAAUUUUUAUGAUGUGUUGAUAAAUGCUGGAGAAAAAAAAAUACAUUCUAUUUCUGAUUUCUCGAAGACAUUCAACGCGUUGACUGCUUCGAUUUAGAAACUUAGAAAAAUUUAGAAACUUGUGCUAAUAUUGUGCUAUAAUUAAUAAUUUGUAUGACAAAACAAUUUUUUAAUUUUUAAUACAUAUUAGCUAUAGAAUAAAAAAAUUUUUUUUAGAAUGUUAUUAUUGCAUUGUUGGCUGUGUUAGAAAAAUAAUUUUCUUCGUUAUAUGAUGUUGUGUUUUAAAAUAUUUAUAGACGUUUUCUUGUAACAGUCAACGCGUCAAAUCGCACACAUAUUUCUCUGAGAAUGUUGCAUUUAAAAAAUGUGUAAUUUAUACGAAACUCGAGGCUGAAUAUUUGUCGCCAGACGCACAAUAAAAGCGAUUAUUGUUUCCCAGAUGAAACGACGCGCAUAAUGGGACCACUGCGAAUAUUCAUUAUAAAAUCAUCAUGAAGAAAUGAGAUCUAACGCUAACAUUGACGAUCUGACGACUAACUAAAAGCCUUCUGCAAGUUUUAUAUGUAUACGAGUUUGUUUUCAUAUUGCUCAUCAGAUACAAAUAUAAAGAUAGCCCAUCAAAAAAAAAAGAAAUAUGGUAACCAAAAUUAUGUUGAUGUUUAUAAAAGGAUUUCACUCUUUAGCUGCAAAAUAUAUUAUGAUCUCACUAUCAUCAAAGACUGCGUAUUGACAAACAGGUUCCUAGCUUAAAACUCCUUGCACAAAAUUUAAUUCCUAAUUAUUUUAGGUUUUUCUAGAUAUUUUAGAAAUAAAUAAAUUACAAGGUUACCUUUUGCAGCUGAAGAAUCAAUGAUUAUAAAUUUUUUAUUCAAGCACAAAUGCCAUGGAAGAAGAUUUUUUAAUCAUCUAAACUUUUUUUCUAUAUUUUACUUUGAGAUCAGCCGAAAGCUUCUUUUUCAACUCAAUAUCAAGCAGUAAAACCAUCAAAUGAAAAAUUAAUAAAGCAAAGAAAACAACGUCUGAAUACUUUUAUAACAAUGAGCAUCUCGAGUCAUCUUCCGUGUCCUAAAAUGCACAAAUUUAUUUAAACCGACCGAAAAAAUGAUGUCCAAUCUACUGAAAAAGAGGAAAUGACGAAAUUCUAUAGGAGAUUCUGCGAUUUAUCGCGCACAUCCUCAACUCAAAGAAGCUUUACCGCUUCUUCAAUUAAACUUUCAACGGAAUUUAUGGUAUUUCCCGACCGGUCGAGACUGAGAUCUCAUGCGAAAGAGUUCCGGAGGAGUUUCUUCAUCGGUGAAGUUAAUUACAAAAGAAAAAAGACGAAAUGAACUAAUCAUAAUCAUAUUGAUUAAUUGAUAAUGGAAGAAAAAAACAGAUCCAUGUGCAGAAAGAACAGGACAAAUAAAACAAAAAUAAAAAAAGUUUACAAAAAAAAAUUAAAUAAAAAGACAUACAUACAGCUGGAUACAUAUAAGAAAAUAUGAAGAAGAAAAAGAAGAAUUACACAGCGCAAUGCUCGAUUUAUAUACAAUAUACUAUAUAUAUACAUAUUAUAUAUACACACAUAGACUAGUCACAAUAUACAUGUGCUUUUGAUAAAAAAUCUAUUACUUAGAGGUUAGUUAGCCCUCAUAUACAAAACACGAAGAAACUGUUAUAAUGUACACAUUACUGCGUCCACAUAUACGUGCAUUAUAUGUGUCAGAAGAUAAAGAAAAAGAAAAAGAAAUAAGAAUUAGAAAAUUGAAGAAGAAAGAAAAAAAGCAAGGUGUAGGUGUACGCAGAUGAUAAUAUAUAUAAUGUUCAGUGCAAUAGGAGCCGAGAAACUGGUUUCAACUUCUUGACUUCUUGUACAUGUUGACAAUAGCAAAUCGAUGAACGAAAAGUAAAGAAAAGUAGAAGAAGAUGGAUCAGAAGAACCGAAAUUUACCGAAAAACGAUAAUAAUUACGAAUAAAUUUAAAAUAAAUAAAGUUUAAAUAAACUUAUAAAACGAUUAAAAACAUAGUCAGUAUUAUUAUGUUUGCGAAAAACAAGCAUUUGAAGAAGACGAGCCAAGAGAAACUACCUUCGGUCAGAAUAUUCUCCGGGGUUCGUUUGUUCUACGAUCUCGUCAAUGGGGACACGAGUAUCUAUUUAUAACUAUUAUUGCUAUUAUUAUAGUUAGUUGAUAUAGUAUUAAUAUAAUGUUGUUGCAUACACACAGUGGAUUUUGUUGUACAUCAUAAGAAUGAAUUGAGAUUAAUAAUUAGUCUAAUUAUAAUCUAUAUUUCUAUCUAAAUUCAUAUAAAGUUAUAGAGAAUUUAAAACUAUAUAUUUUUAUUUAAUUAAAUUUUACUUGUCCUGAUUAUAAUUUAUAGCAUUAUGAUAUAAAUCUUAUGCUUAUAUAUCAAUAAGAUCUAGUAAUGUCAAUGUCUUAUUCUAUUGCGGCCAUUGUUGAGAUUAAUGAAUCUAAACACGUCAUGUUAAAAUUACAUGACAUUAUGUCUUCCAUCGAUUUCUAUCCCAGUUUAAAAUUCUUGCAUUGAAGUUCUUUUCUUCAACUUUUCAAUUGUUCCAAAGUCUCUUUUAUAAAUUUACUUAAUAUUACAAAAUCUCUUUCAAUUUAAAUUUAAAAUAUAUUAAAAAUAUAUUAAAAAUUAUAUAUUUAAAAUAUAUUUAAAAUAUAUUUUGUUUAUGUAUAUAAUUUUUCAUUUAAUAAUUAUUUUAAAAUUAUCUUAUUACAAAUCUUUAAGCCAUCAGUUUUUAAAUACGUUUUUUCUUAAAUUGUAUAAAAUAUAAAAUCUAUUGCAUAAUCUUAUUUUUUUAUAUUAUUUUUUAUUUUUAUGGCAUUAAUGUCGCUAAUGAUAACAUUUAAUGUUGUAUAUUCACUUCACGAUAUUUUUAUUAAAUUUAUGACUUUGAAUAAAUAUAUUUUUUCAAACAUUAUAAAAUCCUCAGAAAAAUCUAAUGUGUGUUCGUAACAAUGUAUAUAAAUAAAAGUUUAUAUAAUAUAUAUUAAAUGAAUAUUAUAUAACAUUGCGAUUCAAUUUAACUUUUUUGUUAAUUUUGUUUAAUUUAGAAAAAGAAUAUUUUUAGAAAAUAUACGAAUUUUGAUCUUGUUAAGCGAUUUUUCAUGAGAAGAAAUUCGAUUCAAUAAUUAAAAAGUAUUCAAUUUUAAUAAUUAAGAGAUUUAAUUGAAAAUAAUAAUAAAAAAUUUCCCUUGAUAAUAUCCAGUGAUUCGUAAUAUCCAAGGAAUAAUAAUUUUAUUUAUUUAAGUAUUUUCAAGUCAGUUAAAAUAAUAUGAAAAAACAAUUAAAGUUUCAUAAAACAGUUAAAAUUGAAUAAUGGAAACAAUUUUUGUAAAGGAACUGUAAAGAAAUUAUUUUCAUUGUAAAUAAUAGCUUUUAAUAAAAGAUAGAUUUUCCACACUUAAGAGUUAAGGAAAAAAUGUUUUCAAUGGAUAAAAUUAAUAUUCAAUAUCUAUCUAUAAUGUUUAAAUAAUGUAUAACAAUGAUAAUAUUAAAAUCACUGGAUAUUUUUAGAAUGAUUUUAAAGAAAGAAAUAUUUAAAGUAUUUAUUAUUAUUAUUAAUUUGUUCAUAAAAGACUACAAACAAUCUUGUACAAAGACUAUUAAAUUAUAAAGUGUAAAAUAUGUAAAGGUUCAAAAAUCAAGUGGUACUUUGAAAAGUUGACCACUUAAAUUGCUUUUUUAACUCGUGUCCUCAUAAGUGAAUGCAAUUUGUAUAAAUGACAUAUAAUAUACUUUAUAUCGUAUCAGCAUUAUUCAAUAAAAUAUUCAGACUCUUAAAAAUUUAUAUAAUAGAAGCAUGUCAUAUUUUUUUUAUAAUUAAUUAUAUAAAUAUAUAAUUGUUCAACAAUUUAAAGUUCAACGAAAAAAGAAAAAUAAAAGAAAAAAAAAAGAAAGAAAGAAAAAAAGAAAGAAAAAAGAAAAGACUGUUUUUAACUUGGGAAAUUUUUAUAAGAAGUAUGAUAAAAACUUAUAGUUUUUCGUUAUUUUUUAUUAUAAUCAAAACUGAUCAAUCAUAGAAAAAAAUAAUAGAUCAACAUUUUUCAAUCUAUGAUAUACAAGAAUAAUAUAUGGAUAAUUUACAUAUAUAAAUUUAUAAAUAUACAAAAAAAUAAUGGAUUUUACAAUUAAAAUUCCUUUGAUCAUACUGAAUGAAUUUUAAUUGUCUAUUGAUUUAUAAUAUAAUUACUAAUAAAGUUUAAUUAUAAAAAUACUGAUUUAUAUAGUAUACAAUGAACUUUAUUAAUUUAUAUAUUAUAAAUAUUUGAAUUAUUAUAAAUAAAUAUGUUGAAUCACAUAACAAAAAGAUUGAGAAUUGCUGAUUUAUAUGAUCAAUUAAUAUUUUUUGUCAAUAAUUUUUAUGAUAAUUUUGGCUCUUUUGAAAAAGAGGGCCCAUCAACAUUUUUUCAAUUCGAUAAAAAUAUAGAGAACUGAUUGAACAAUGCUGUUACGAUACAAGCAUAUAUUUAUGUGUAUAAUGUAUUUAUAUUGUAUGCAUACCGCAUACAAAGAGUGCACUCUCUUUUUUCCGCACAGCGUUAGUUUAAUUGGUGACAUCUCGGUCAGAGAAUGUUAUCAGUGGCGAUGUUUGUUUCAAGUAGCCAAGAAAAGAGGAUCAUUGUAUAGCUUAGUGUAUCAUAAUUCGCGUAGCCACGCUCUGAUUUUAUGGAACCCCUGACUGUUUCAUUGCCGUUCGAUAUGCAAGCAAUGGAACGCCGGAUACCAUUCUUUAAUUAAAUAUUUAUUUUUAUUUUUUUCAAUUUAAACAUUAUAAAAUUCUGCUUUCAGUUCCAUUUUUGCAACAUUUUUGUUAUUUUAUCGUUUCUUGUUAUUGUAAUAGAAUAAUUAAUACAUAUAAGUAUAAUUAUCUACUUCUUACAAAAAAAACAUUCUUUACUUAUAAAAAAAUCUUGUUAGAGAAAUAAUUCCUUCCAAAUAAUUGACACCAAGAUAUCAUUUGAAGAGAAGACAUCAUGGAUAAUAAUAUAUUGAUUUAUAUCCUUAAGAUUUUUCAGAUCUUCAUUUUUCUACAAAAGAAUAACAAAAAUAUAAAAUAUAAGUAUUGCAAUAAUUUUUUAUUAUGAACGGUAAUAUUUAUCUGAAAUUAUUAUAAUGAAAUUGUUGAAAAAUAUGGAAAAUAUUAUAAUAUAUUAUAAUAUAUUAAAAAAACAAUACUGUGACAAAGUAUUUUGCUAUAGAGAUGCAAGCUAUAUGCAUAUUUUGCUAUAGAGAUGCAAGCUUUUACGAAAAAAAUGUACAAUUAGACUUGUAAAAAAUUAAAAGUCUUUAUCUUUGAAGAAAUUGUGUUCUCCAAGAUAAUUUUAUAUAAAGAUUCGCCAGAAAUUCUUCUGCUAAAAUAAAAUAUUUCGACGGUGUCCGGCUUUCCUCGAUAUUCCUAAUUUUUAGUAAUAAUGAUGAAAACACACGCCCGGAUAUGCGUAAUAUUAUUAAUAUAUUACGUGAAAGCACACUGCCGCAAUUUUAUAUGAUUAACUAUUGUUAUAUAUAUCUAUAUCUACAUAUUAUGCUACAUAUACAUUAAUUGAAAUUUGAAUACAAUUGAUACGUGUUUGACGAAAGAUUCCAGGUUAUAAAAUUUGACGACUUUGCAUCCUUUCCAAACGUUUUCGGUUCGUUCAAUCUGAAAAGAAAUCUAUUUAAAACAAGAGAAAAGCAUUACUUACUUCUGCAAUCUUAAUGGAAUACAUUAUUAAAUGGUAAUUAAUUGGAACAAAAUAAGUUUUUACAAUAUUUUACAGUUUUUACAAAGCAGAAAUAUUUUUAAUAAAAUAUUACACUAAAUCCAAUAAUUUUUAUUUUAAAAUUAAUAAAACAGUUUUUCAACGUUUUUGAAUUUUUUUUGUAAUCAAAUAAGUUGCAACUAAUAAAAUAAGAAAAAUUUAAAAAAUUAAUAUAAUUUUUUACCACAAAGUAAUAUUUAAUUACUUUUAUAAAAUUGAUAAUAUAAUUAUAUUAGAAAUUUUUAAGAAUGAUAAUAUACAUAAGUUGAAAAUUAAGAGAGAGAAGUUAAUGAAAGAAAACAAAUUGUUUCUUCAAUCCUCUAUAUUAUUCUUUGAUUAAAUUACAAUUCUAUAAUAUUUUGUAUUUUUCACAGGAUAAUAUGAAACAUAAUAUACAUAUGAAACAUUGUAAAAUGAUCAUGCACAAAAUGAUCGAAUGCUUAACAGAUUGAUCAAUCGAAAGCAGAAUUUGACAAUCAGUUUUAAAUCAAUUCAGAAGAUGUUUCAUUUCUUCAGAAUCCAAUAAUUUGUAUCCAAUAAAAAAAAUAUUUUGGCCUGGAGAUUCUUCGAAAGACGUUGUAUCGUUAUUAAAGGAUAUUCUUUUCGAUUGAAAUCGAGCGGAUGAACUGAAUUCAAAUGAAUAGUGGAUCUUGUAAUCUCUUUUUCGAUUCCUUUUUGCUAAUCGUAAGUUAUCUUCUUCGGUCGAUUUCUUUUUUUCCCACUUUAAGAAGAGUCAUCGAAUAAUUUCUCAAAGUGAAGAAAUGAAAAAUCGUGAAAAAAAAUGAAGAAGUUUAUAUGUAUUAUAUGAUUUUCGAUAGCUCACAACGAAAUUUCUGGGAAAGAAGAGAAAAUUGAAUUAGGAUUCACCUUGAAAUUAUGCAUAAGCAACACGAUGAAAAAAAUAAAAGAGAAGAGUGAAGAAUAAUGAUAAAACUAAGUAGUAUAGACAGGAAAAUAAAAAUGAAAAAAAGAAAGAAAAAAAACGAAGCAAGAGUCGUAAUAUUAAUAUAAAAAAUUAAUUUUUUAUCGUGCUAAUAUCUGAUUCUGAUCGUGUUUCAUCGAACAACAAAUAAUCAUGAUUAACUAAUGUUUCUUUGGACGAAUUUCUGUGUGUAAAAAAAAAAAGAAUAAUUCAGCGGCUUGUAUUUUCUAUCGUGAUAUAUGAUCUUUAAGCAAUUUUAUUCUUUUUUACGAUAUUUAAUCCUGCGAUAUUUUAUAGGCCAAUUAUUUUGAUAAGCUCAAUAAUUUUCUCUUGGAAAGGAGAAAAGCGUUUAUCUUGCUAUAUAUGUACACAAUUCAUAUAUACACUGAAACAGAACCGUCGAAUUUUUAUUAAAAAAAAUGAAACGGAAAGAAGAAAAUAGAAUUAGAAGAAAAGAAAGAUCCGACAAUUAUAUAAUCAAAUAUAAUGAUUUUUAAUCUGUAUAUAUAUUUUAUAUUUAUACUUCUUAUGUUGAACAAAAUAUCGAAAAUCCAAAAAUUAUUCAAAAAAUUUGAAAUAUAUUAUAUAUAUUAUAUAUUUGAAAUAUAUUGAAGAUUAUUAGUAGUUUACAAAAUAUAGCAUAAUUAUAAUUUAUAAAUUUAUUUUUUUAGGUUAAGAAAAAUAAAAAAAAAGUUAAAAAAAAAGAAAAAACGAAAGUUUUUUUAUUUAAAAUAAAAAAAACAAAGAAUUUUUAAUAUUUGCCGUUGAAAAAACAAAAAAAAGAUAUAUUUGUAUUUUAUAUAUUUCAUUGCAUUUUGGCUACUUAAUAAUUAAUGAAAUAGAAUGAUAUCUUCAGAAAACCUAAUAUUAGUAUUGAAUACGAUGUUUAAUCUUCAAAUCGUAAAAAAAAUCGAAGAAAUAGAUUUUUAAACAAAUAAAUCGACGGUUCUGAAUAUAAUGAGAUAAAAAAGUUUCAACGAAAUCUCUUCAUACUAAUUUAAGAUUAAGAAUACGUAAUCAAUGAUUCGUGGGUACCAGUGUCGUUUCUGAUUUCUCAAUAUAUACAUCUUUAUAAUCGUCAAAUCCUAGCGCUAAUGUAUAUUGAAUAUAUAUACGAUGGACCAUGUUUGUCAUACUGAAACAUUUCUAAAAAAAAAAACAAAAAAAAAUAUAUAUGUAUAUGUGUGAGAGAAAAAAAAAGAGAAAAAGAAAGUUUUUGUAAAAGUUUUUCCAUAAUUUUUCUAUAAUUUAGAAGCAUAAAAUAACUAUUAUGGAUUUUUUCUUCAUUGCAUCUCAAAAGAAAAAAAGAUUAUUACAUUUUUUAAGGAAAAAAACUGCAAAAAAAAAAUAAUGCAGGAAUAUGUAUAAUUAAGAUUUAAACUUAAUUAGCUCAUAUCAUAUACUUUAAAACUCUUUUUAAAAAAUCUCGAAUCGUCACGGGGUUUAUUCUGAAAUAUUUUUAAUAUAAAAUAUUUUUCCUUAUCUUUCGCAUUUUAAACAAUCAACUUAAUUUAAUUUUUUUUGAUAAUCCGUUUGUAAUCUUCAUUUUCUCGCUUUAAUCUAUAAACUUAAUUGAACAAAAAUGAUAAAAAUUGUUAAACAUUUGAAAAUCAGUUCAAAGAAAGACACUUACAUUAUUAUAACAAAAGAUAAAAAAAAUCAAAAUUUGAUUUAACAUUUUUUCUAAAUAUAUCUUUUAUCUUGAAAUCUUUCUAUGGAUAAUCUAAACUCAAAAAGACAAAGACUCCAAAUUCUAAGAAGAAGAAUGAAAGUUAAUGAAAGACGAAGAAGAAAAUAACUUAAUGAACCUCGAGACGAUUCUUUUAACCAACAUGGCUACGAUUUAUUUUAUUCUUCUUUUGUCUUUCGUUCUUUCGAAAGCCGACGAUGAUCUUCAAUGAGAAAAAAAAAGGGAUACAACUUAGUGGCAGAAGUCUCGCGCGAAUCUCAGAGAGUAGCCGUGAAAAGGAUGAAGAAAAACAAAGAAAAUAUUUGAAUUCCUCGAAACUGUCGUUCACCAUGACGUAGACGUAGAAACGACGAACUUCACACUUUUACGUAUCCAGUACUCAAUAAUUCCAAAACGAAGCAGCCAUUCAAAUAGUAAAUAGUUGGCCAAUAAUCAAGUUGAUCUGUAAGAAACAAUAGGACAUAUAUAUAUAUAUAUAUAUAUAUAUAUAUAUAUAUCUAUAUCUAUAUAUAUAUAUAUAUAUAUAUAUAUAUAUAUAUAUA
This is a messenger RNA of Apis cerana (Asiatic honeybee), 17298 nucleotides long. RefSeq names its product Rho GTPase activating protein at 100F (gene RhoGAP100F). Gene Ontology annotation, biological process: cell migration; cell projection organization; signal transduction. The record is from RefSeq and is a predicted model, not a curated record. Gene Ontology annotation, cellular component: synaptic membrane. NCBI's taxonomy places the organism in Eukaryota, Metazoa, Arthropoda, Insecta, Hymenoptera, Apidae. Gene Ontology annotation, molecular function: GTPase activator activity; protein binding.